Molecule: messenger RNA, 1257 nt
Organism: Parastagonospora nodorum SN15
Lineage: Eukaryota; Fungi; Ascomycota; Dothideomycetes; Pleosporales; Phaeosphaeriaceae
Exons: 4
Coding region: 1-1257 (418 amino acids)
Source: RefSeq, a predicted model, not a curated record
AUGGCCACCACGGGGGAAGGCGCGCAGCCGCCAGCACCUGCCACACCGCUCAACAUCCGCUCAGCUGGCAUGAAGCUGGAUGCGCCCGCGCAGCCCCAAUUCGACAGCAUCAAGGCGGCGAGUGCGGCCAUGGGCGUCAUGUCGCCUGUCAGCCAGAACGGCUGCUUCGAGUUCGACCGCAUCAUCAAGGCCGGGAACGUGGUGAAGCGCACGCGCAAGACCAGACUGCAGUCCUGGAAGCCCGUCUACAUUGUCCUGCGCCCCAACUGCCUCUCGAUAUACAGGGACAAGAACGAGACGAAGCUGCGCCACCAGAUCAAUCUCGCCGAGAUCACCGCCGUGGCGCGCCAGCGGGACUCGAAGAAGAAGAUGGACCACGUCUUUGGCAUCUUCUCGCCCGCCCGCAACUACCACCUCGGCGCAGCGAGCGACAAGGAGGCUCAGCAAUGGGUUGACCUCAUUCGAGCCGAGGCGCGCAUAGACGAGGAGGAGGGCGAGAUGACGCUCGUGAGCCCGACAGGCAAGAAGACCUUCACCGGCUUCGACCGCGCCAAGAGAGACGUCCCAUGCACAGCGCGCGCCGGGAAUCGCAGACGCUCAACUACUCCUGGCAACGAGCGCGCCUCCGUCUCCGACUUCGACUUCUCGGAUACCGGCGGUCUUACCUCGACCACCUCGUUGCCGCGCAGGAAGCCCCAGCUGAACCGCAACGUCAGCCAGCAGAGCAACAUCGGCGCCACGCCAGACGACGAGCGUGUCGUAUACCACGGCUGGCUGUAUGCCCUCAAAUCAAAACGCGGCGUGCGCCAGUGGAAGAAGGUCUGGGUAGUCCUGCGACCCAAGGGACUUGCCCUUUACAAGUCCGACGAAGAGUACUCCGCAACCCACAUAAUCCCCUUCUCGAGCAUCAUCGACGCCGUUGAUAUUGACCCCGUGUCCCGCAGCAAGCAGUACUGCAUGCAAGUCAUCGCCGAAGAGAAGAACUUCCGCUUCUGCGCGCCCGACGAAGACACUCUGGCAAAAUGGCUCGGCUCCUUCAAGAGCCUGCUCAUCCGGCGCAAAGACGCCCAGCAGAAGCGCGCAGUGCAAUUUGGUUCACCGACAGGUCCCGCUCAGACGCCUGUGAAAGAUACAGCCGCCGACGCCGACACCGACCCAGACACAAAUGCCACAGGCGACCUCAUAAUCCCAUCAUACCUCUCCCUCUCUUUUGUCAACCCUUGUGCAUACGCUGGCCGCACAUAUACAUCCCUCUAA